CCUGCUCCCCCGGGUAGACUGGGCUUCCUCCUGGGGAUUCCGCCUGGAGCUGAGGCCAUCCCGCUCCCCGCGACCCCCGGGCCAACCCGCCGGCCCUCCCAUCUACUCUAGGGCUGGAACCGUCACUUGACCCCCACUCUUCUCCUUUUCUCUCUGGGAUGGGGGGGCAAGCACCUAAGCCCUCCGAGGUGACUCCCCGGCUGGGACCUUAGCUCAUUCCGCUACCCUCUUCCCUGGCUGAAGGGCUGAUCUUGGAUUCCUGUUCUCCCUCCUCACUACGAGGAGCUUAGCCCUCGUAGGAGUGGGUGGGGUCUACAGCACCUCUCACCUCACCCUCUGCUGGGGACCCUGGCCCCCUAACUUCCUUCCUGGAAGUGUGAAUCGUUCCACUCCUAGCCCUUUCAAGGGCACCUUGAGUUUACCCCCUGCAGGGACCCUAGGGCCCUUUCGUCUCUCUUAGAUAUCAUUUCAUUCUCUCCUGUCCCGGCUUCAGGUGUAUCUAAAGCUUUCCCUACACCCCUGCUUUCUAGUUGAGGAUCCUUCUUUCCUUACCCAAUCUCUUCGUGUUUGGAAGUUCUAGGCCUUCUAGCCCCACCAGGGCCAUUGGCCUUUUGAGUGCCUCCCCUCAUUCAUUCUCCAGCUCCUCUAGUGGAACUUUUAUGUUCAUCUAUCACACCACUACAAGCUGAGACUGGUCCUCAUCUUCCCAUAUCUCACAAUUGCACUGAGCUCUGUUGAACCAUGGGGGAAAACAGUCCAGAUGACAAUAUCAUUUGCUAUGAGGCAGAGGAAGAUGAGCUAUCACAUCAUGAUAAAAUGCUCAGGUUUGUGGAUAAGAACGGACUGGUGCCUUCUUCAUCUGGAACAGUUUAUGACAGGACAACUGUUCUCAUUGAGCAGGACCCUAGCACGUUGGAAGAUGAGGAUGAUGAAGGACAAUGUGGAGAACACCUGCCUUUUUUUGUGGGGGGUCCUGAUGAGGGAUAUCACUUAAUAGAUCAUGAAGGAAUGUCCCAGGGUUAUGUGCAACACAUCAUCUCUCCAGAUCAGAUUCACUUAACAAUAAAUCCUGGUUCAACACCUAUGCCAAGAAAUAUUGAAGGUGCAACUCUCACCCUCCAGUCUGAGUGCCCAGAAACUAAACGCAAAGAAGUGAAGCGGUACCAGUGCACCUUUGAAGGCUGCCCUCGAACCUACAGCACUGCAGGUAACCUGCGCACCCACCAGAAGACCCACCGGGGCGAGUACACUUUUGUCUGCAACCAGGAGGGCUGUGGCAAAGCUUUCCUCACCUCAUACAGCCUCAAGAUCCAUGUUCGAGUACACACGAAGGAGAAGCCUUUUGAGUGUGAUGUGCAGGGCUGUGAGAAGGCAUUCAACACACUGUACAGACUGAAAGCACACCAGCGGCUCCAUACAGGGAAAACCUUUAACUGUGAAUCAGAAGGCUGCAGUAAGUACUUCACCACGCUCAGUGAUCUGAGGAAGCACAUUCGAACCCACACAGGAGAAAAGCCAUUUCGGUGUGAUCAUGAUGGCUGUGGGAAGGCAUUUGCAGCAAGCCAUCACCUUAAAACACAUGUUCGAACGCACACUGGUGAAAGACCCUUCUUCUGCCCCAGUAAUGGCUGUGAGAAGACAUUCAGCACUCAGUACAGUCUCAAAAGUCACAUGAAAGGUCACGAUAACAAAGGACACUCAUAUAAUGCAUUUCCAAAUAGCAUGUCUGAGGACACAAACCACUCACUUUGUCUGAGCGACUUGAGCCUGAAAUCCAAGGAUUCUGAACUACGAGAAAAUUCCAAUACAACACAUGGCCAAGACCUUAGCACAAUUUCACCAGCAAUCAUCUUUGAAUCAAUGUUCCAUAGCCCAGAAGAUACUACAAUCCAGGAAAACAAGCAGACAGCUGCCUUGAUUGAAAGUUUUAAUGGUGAUACAGAGUCAGUCACCGCUGUUCCACCCUCCCCGGGAGAUUCAGCAUCUUUAUCUCUUCCACUUGUACUGCAGCCUGGCAUCUCCGAGCCUUCCCAGUCUGCACUACCUGCCUCCGCACCGCCCGCUCCUCCUCCGACUGCUCCCUCCAUAGGAACUGGUUCCCAGCCAGCUGCAUUUGGGACCCCCUCUGCUAUCUUACAGCCUCCAGAAGGGUCAGUCGCCCACAGCACACAGUUUGCUGCUAAUCAUCAAGAGUUUCUUCCGCACCCUCAGCCACCACAGCCCCUUGUGCCAGGACUUUCUGUCGUUGCUGGGGCUCCCCCAGUAACAGCGGCACCACCAACUACCACUGAGGCCAUGCCAGCUCUGGUUCAGACUCUGCCUCUGGGGGCCACCCCUGUUUUGACAAGCAAUCCCACCAUAACCAUCACCCCUACUCCCAGCACGGCUAUUCUGCAGUCCAGCAUAGUUAUGGGAGACCAGAAUUUACAAUGGAUACUCAAUGGUGCAACUGGCCCUCCCCAAAACCAAGAACAAAUUCAACAAGCUUCUAAGGUAGAGAAAGUGUUUUUUACCACUGCAGUACCUGUAGCUGGCAGUGCAGGGAGCUCCGUGCAACAGAUUGGCCUCAGUGUUCCUGUGAUCAUCAUCAAGCAGGAGGAGGCCUGUCAGUGCCAGUGUGCAUGCCGGGACUCUGCCAAGGACCGCUCUGCUAGCAGCAGCAGCCGGAGGAAGGGCUGUGCCUCCCCACCUCCUCCAGAGCCCGGUCCUCGGGUCCCCGAUGGCCCCUCCCUCCAUCUACCCACUCAGACUUUUCCUUCCUCUUCCACACCAUUGCCAUCCUCCUCCCCACCUUCUGACAACAGGAGCAGACAGGCAGAGAACCCUUCAGACUCCCAGACUGAGUCAUUAAGUGCCAUGGAUGUGUCAGAGUUCCUGUCCCUCCAGAGCCCGGACACCCCAUCCAACUUGAUUCCCAUUGAAGCACUACUGCAGGGGGAGGAGGAUAUUGGCUUAACCAGCAGCUUUGCUAAAUGAAGCGCCCUUGGCUCGCUCCUGAGAAGAAGGGCGAGUGGGGCUACAAGAGCAGAUGGCCUCUGUCUGGGGGUCUGAAAUUUGAAGGAUGAAGAGGUUUGCUGUUGGGAAGUCAUACUUCUCAGACAUCAUUUCUUUAUUCCCAUCCCAGGAACGUCCAUUUUAAGGAACCGGUCUUUGGAAAAAAAACACAACAAAAAAAAAAACAAAAAACAAAAAAAGCUAAGUUAUAAAUGAACUAUUUUGGCUGCACUGUAUGUCACUUUUGCUUAUUGUCAUGUGAACAUGGAAAUUAAGGUUACUCGUCUGCAUAAAAACUCUAAAUUGAAAGGGGUGUGGUUUCCAUCAAUCCUUGUAUUGGGGCAUUUGCAGUUUUGGCUGUAUUCCUCUCAUUUCAGCUCCUGGGGUAUCUCUCUUCCCUGGGUAGAUUCUGGGCAGAUUUGAGACUAAGCCAUAAACUGAAGUGCAGACCAGUGACCCCAAAGAGGGGAACAGUGGUAAUAGGAAGAAGCCGUGUGUGUUGGGCAGGACUCAAGUGUGGUUGCUGUAUGGUGAGGAGCUUCAGGGAAGGCCGAGGCCUCAUGUCUGGCAUGGGUCCCAGGCAGGGCACUGACUUGUGUUUGGUGGAAGGCCGGCACUAAGUUGUAGUACAUGCUCAGAGUGGACAUUGGCAAGGUGGUUGUGGCUUCUUGGUCUCCUUGGCUCUUCCAGGAUCUUUUGGCUGUUGGGAGCUGUAUGUUGUGAUGCCUUUCAGGGAGGGAAAGGGUCCUUGUGUGUACCUUGGAGCUGACUAGUAUGGUUGGUUGUAGAGUCUUUUUAUUGACCUCCACCCUCUCUUGGGCCAUUUGACCUUUGCAGAGCAGAGGGGCCGACUUUAAGGUGAGAGCCAAAGGAGGUUUUCAAAUGGGAUGGAGUUGCCUGGGCAGGCUGCCCCAAUGGGGGGGAGGGGAGGGGCUACUCCAGCAAAGCAACUGCUUCCUGUCUGGUUUUGCCCUUAUCCUUAUGAAUGCAAGCGAGUAUAAUUUCUCUGUUGACAUGUGCAACAUAGCUUAGUAAUUUGAUAUGAAAACUAUGAUCUUCUAACCUACUCAGGGUAAAGUAAAGCAAAACAAAAAAAAAAAUCCCCCUUCCACCAAAAAGCCUGAAGUGUUGCAAUAAGGUUUUUUUUUUUCCAUUUGGAAUGUUUUGUUAUGUUGCAUUAUAUAAAAAAAGGAAAAAAAAGAAAAAAAAGUUAAUCUUUAUAGAAUUGUAUCCACUUCUCUCUGGCUAUGGCUCCAAGUCAUUUCAUUUAAGAACAGUAUCUUUUAGUUUUUGUCAUUUUAUGUCAAGGGUCUCUAGUGACUUAGUCAUAAGAGUGUUAACCCCUCAUAAGAGUGGUAACAUCUCUGGCCCAUAAAAUUCAGAAAUUUAGUUCUACCCGGUAAACAGGCUGGGCCUUCCGCCUCCUCUGUAGUCCUCUUCCUACUUCCUAUUUGGAGGGAAUAGGAUGUCCCAUGAGCCAGAGUAAACUGCAGACCCCACAUUUAGGCCAAGGACAGCUAAGAUUUUAUUCUCAUCUUUCUUCCAAGGGCUUGAGUUCCUCAUUGACCUCUAACCACCAGUGACCACAAAGUUAUAUUUUCCUCUUUCAUUUCCCAAGCCAGCAUUUAGGGACAGCCGUAUGGAUGCCCAGGACAUUCAGUUUGAUCCCAGAACUUCAGGUGUGCUCAUCAGAAUGUUCAGAGAUUCCCAUUCCCCCUUCCCCACCCCAGAAAAGGUUGUUACUGUCAUGAAGAGAGAGAUAGGUUUAGCCAGGGCAAAUUAUUUACCUUUCUAAGAGCAAGGAAGCAAAAUUUGGAAAGUAGUUGGAAAAGGGGACUGGAUGAAGUCUUAUCUCUCAGAAGACAAGGGCUUCUGGUUACUGUAAUGUGGUACAUUGCAGUACAUUGUGGUACAAUAAUAUUUUGUGUAUAACAAUUGCAAUAGAAAGGCUUCCCUAAAGGAGCUGAACCUAUGCUAUCUUUGUGAUUAUUCAUGCUGUUUUAUUGACAGCUCAAAUACCUCCCUAAUUUCCCCUACACACACACACACACACACACACACACACACACACAGAGAUACAAACAUACAUCCACACACUCACAGUCUCUCUCUCUCUCUCUCUCUCUCUCUCUCUCUCUCUCUCUCUCUCUCUCACACACACACACACACACACACACACACACACACACACACACACACACACACACACUUUCUUAUAACUGGGACCAUCCUGCUCAGGUCUAGGUGGAUGAGGGGAGGAACUAUAAAGUAUUGGGCUGCAACCUCCCACCCCUCUCUGAAUCUGAGCAGGCCAAGCUCAUUCUCCAAUAAGAUUCUGGCUCAUUGAGGAUUUAGGCCUGGACCCCAAAACAGUAAGGGGGCCUAUUCAAAACUGUCCCUUUUGAUAAGCCACAUUAUUAUUUUUAUAGAUGGUUUUCUAGGUGCCAACUCUUAUCAUUUUCAGAGAUCUGCUUAUGCUGAGCAGGGGACCACUUGAUCAUAGGAGGAGGAGAGGUAAUGUAGAAAAGUCACACACCUCACUCAUGUGACUCAGAUGAACAACAGUUGAACAAGUUAUGGUUUUGUUGCUUGGUGAUAACAGUAGGAUUUGGUCCGGCAGAUCAUAGAAACUUCACAAUCAUUAAACAACAAGAAGUUGUCCAGAUUUCAGCAAUCAGAAUUCUCAAAUUUUCAUUCAGCUUUGGAUAAAUCAGGAAUUCCCUUAAAAUAGUAGUGAUGAUAAAAAAAGCAGAUCUACAAGGCAGGGUCAUUCACCUGAGAAGGUAGCCUUCUCUUUCAGUCUCUUCAAGUUUCUGUGGGUAUAAAAGAAACUCCCUUCUUGUCUACAUCAACUCUAGGCUGGGUAUCCUCUCCAAGCUAGGACCCUAGCAGUGGUGGGGUGCCUUGGACUCAGAGAGGAGCAAACAGUUGAAUUGGGACCAGAAAGACCCAUAGGUAGGAGUUUGGUUUCUUAAACCUGUGAGUAAGACUGGAGUCCCUAUAGAAACUGUAGAGGUACUAUAGACUUUAGAAGAGAAGGCUGUACCUGUAGAUUGGAAUUGCUCAUGGGCCUCAUGGCCUAGAAGGGUAAUAGAGGCAUUUCUUAUCUCACUACUUCUUUCUCGAUUGCUUAAUACCAUGGGUUGGAGUUUAUGGGCUGAGGUGGCUGGCAAGGAAGGUUAGCCUUGGCGGGCACCACCAAGCUGCCUUAAACUGUGUUCUCAAAUUGGAAUGUGCUCCGGAUUCAGUGACAACCAGCACUGCAGGUCCUCAGAGGUUGUGUGCAUGUUUGUGUGUAUGUGAGUGUGGGUGUUUGCUUGCUCGUGCAUGCAAGCUUGUGUGCUUGGGCCCAUCCAUGAAUAGUCUCCUUCUGGGAUAAGCCAAAAACAAACAAACAAAAAAAUACGGGACAGGGAGGGAAGAGGAUGGAGAGAGGCCUUAUUGCUUCUCAUUGUGAGACUGUGUAUGGUUUCACAGUAGCUCACCUCCUGGGAAACCACUGGUUUGGUCACCAGGAUUGGGGUUAUUUAUUGAAUUUUGCCUUUUCCAGAAGGAGUUCAUGGUACAUAAGGAGGGAGAUGUGAAAUGUAGAAUCCUCAGGGGGUCAGAGGACCCCAGGAAGGGAACCUCUAGGUGUGCCUAUGACUUGGAGGGUCAGGGUGAGGACCUAUAGACUGGUUUGGAAUAAUGGAGGCUAAGGUUUCAUUUGGAGAGACUUGGUACAAUGCUGAAUGUUUCCAGAGAGAUGAGUUUGCAGAACCUCAUACUGGUAUAUUAAAGAAAUAAUAAAAAUUUAAAAGCACUUUAGGUUAUGUUAUCCUUAACCCAAUUGCUGCAAUUUCUUUUGUAUAUAUACUUUCCACAAAGUUUUAUUUUUUUUUUCUCUGAGAAAAUGGAGGCGUGAAGAGAAAAGCACUUACCUUGGUGCAAUACUUGUAGUUUGGUGGAUGUUACCCCAUGCAGACCCUGCCUUGGCCUGGCCCAGGCUCGGUGUUGCUCAGUUCCACAACAUGGUGCCCUGUCUGUAAGGAAACACUAUUAUGCAUUCCUAGCAACUAACUACGAAAUCUAUGCAAACCCUCUCCUUGUUCCCUGGGCUGAAAGGGGGGAGAGGGGCUCUCCUCUGAAGAGCUGCUCAUCACUUUUCCCUUAGCCUGUUUGGAGAUCACCCCCCAACACAGACACCUCCUCUUUUCAGCUGCAGUCUUUUGUCUUUCUCCUGCCCUGGGAGGGCAUCGAGAAGAGCCUAAAGGGAAGGGACAAGUUGGUCUUGGGGCAGAAACUUUGCACCUUUUAGACUUUUAUAUUGGCAAUCAGGGCCAUUGUCUUGUUAUAAAGACUCCUACAGAGUCAGGGAAUUCAUUGGUUUUUUUGUAACUGAAGCAGCACUGUUAAAUGUCUUAUUGGACUUCCAAUCAGAAAUAUUUGUAUUGAGGUAGAAGGAACCAUCCCUAGCUCUGUGAUGUGUAGCUCUAUCCUCUUCCCUUCUCCUUGUCCACAAAAGGCAACUCCUUUAAUAUUCCUGGCUCCAGGAACUAGAGUUAUAGUAUUCACCUCAGUCCUCUAAGUUGAUUUGUCAGAGGUGAUGAACAGCUCUUAAUCCCUUGAUUUCAUCUUCUCAUUUGAAAGUUAGUUUUGAGGAGAAGUUUUAAAGUAAAAUUACAACCAAAAUGAACUGUUUCCUGUAGACCAAAUAUUCAAGUGACUUCUAGGGAGUUGACCCUUUCCUCAUUUGAGGAGGGGAGGGAGAGCAAAGUGAAAGUACACAUAUAUUUCUGAUUGGUUUAAGUCUUCAUUUAGAAUGUUCCCUUUGACAUAUUUGGAGGGAAAUUUUUCCGAGUGUGAUCCAUAGUUUUUAAGCUGAUGAUUGUGGGCUGGGCUAAUUCUAAUUUUUGGUAUUUUGUCUCACUGUAUCUCCUGUUAUUACAGUUGGAUUCUGUCUGCACUGAAAAUGCAAAUUAAACUGGAUAUUGAUGUCAGAAUGUAUGAAGUCUAAGCUCUUGUUCUUGUCUCCAGAAUUCUAAGCCUGAUCUGUUAUUUUCCCAGCAGCCUGCUGGGCUUAUUCUACAUCGGGCCCUUCAACUCAGUGCAGCUUCUGCUGUUCUGUUGCAAGGAACUUUUUCAUAUGACACUUUUCAGCAGAAUCAGGCAGGGCUGGGGGCAGGAGGUGGGGUGGUAUGGAUGGCUUUUGGUUGUUUGUUUUUUUCCCCAAUAUCCUUGUUAUCCCAACUGUGGUACAAAAUCAUAGCCUUCUCUUGGCCUCUUUCCUGCCCUGUCCUCAUGCCUGCUUGAGGCUGCAGCUCUUUCUACCUGUCUCUAAUUCAACUACCCACAUCUAAUGUUGUGGUAUUUUGGAGAGAGUGUUAUUACUGGGGAGUAGCAGGUUCCUUCUGAGGGGGUGGGGACUCCUAGCUCCUGCUUGGGAGGAGACCAGAAGGAGGCCCUCUGCUGUGACUCCAGCCUAGAUCAUCCAACCAGGCACUGAGACUCUCCUUUGUUUUUACUUCUGACAUAUUUAUCAUAGGCCCAAACUUUUGGUAAUCGUUUUUAAAAUCCCAGAUAUCAGUUUUAUUAGGAUUAUGUAAAUGUCUAUAUCAAAGGAAUGAAUUUAUUUAAAUAUGAAACAUGGGAACAACUGACUUCCACUGAGCAAUGUGAAAAUGUUAGUUACAGGUUCAGUACUUCCAAAGGAAGAACCCUCCAAACCCAAAAAAAAAAACAUGAGUAAAUAUGAAUUUGUAUUUUUGAAGAAUGUGAAAUAAUGGUGUUUGCUUAAUUGCUCAUUUUGUAUAAAGUUAAUAUUGUACUUUACAAAUCUGCUAAGAAGUGGAAAUUUAACUUUUUGGAAUUGAAAAAAGCAAUAUUAAAUACUAAUGAAAUCCUAAUUAAAUGCUUAUUUAAA
Monodelphis domestica (gray short-tailed opossum) is the source of this 8896-nucleotide messenger RNA. It is a transcript of the gene MTF1, whose product is annotated as metal regulatory transcription factor 1. The record is from RefSeq and is a predicted model, not a curated record. Lineage: Eukaryota; Metazoa; Chordata; Mammalia; Didelphimorphia; Didelphidae. Gene Ontology annotation, cellular component: nucleus. Gene Ontology annotation, biological process: regulation of transcription by RNA polymerase II.